Messenger RNA from Didymosphaeria variabile, 1644 nucleotides. RefSeq names its product threonine synthase (gene THR4). Gene Ontology annotation, molecular function: pyridoxal phosphate binding; threonine synthase activity. The transcript is spliced from 3 exons. Lineage: Eukaryota; Fungi; Ascomycota; Dothideomycetes; Pleosporales; Didymosphaeriaceae. Bases 1 to 1644 code for a protein of 547 amino acids. The record is from RefSeq and is a predicted model, not a curated record. Gene Ontology annotation, biological process: L-threonine biosynthetic process.
AUGCCCACACAUACCGCGUCCCAGCGCUACCUGAGUACCCGUGGAGGGUCCUAUGAUUUCUCCUUCGAGGAAGUCGUGCUCAAGGGCCUCGCCUCUGACGGAGGCCUAUUCAUCCCAGAAGAGAUCCCGGUCCUUCCCAGCGACUGGGCCACGAAAUGGCAUAAUCUAUCCUUCGAGGACCUCGCAUACGAGAUCUUCUCUCUCUACAUCUCACCCUCCGAGAUCCCCUCCGCCGACCUGAAAGACAUCAUCCACCGCAGCUAUGCUACUUUCCGCACGAAGGACGUCGCCCCAACCGUCACGCUCGAUAAAGAGAAGAACAUACAUUUGCUGGAGCUGUUCCACGGGCCUACGUUUGCGUUCAAGGAUGUUGCGCUGCAAUUCUUGGGCAACCUGUUCGAAUACUUCCUUAUCCGCAAGAAUGAGGGCAAGAGCGGGCGCGAUAGGGAACACUUGACAGUCAUCGGCGCAACCAGCGGAGACACUGGAUCUGCAGCCAUCUAUGGCUUGAGGGGAAAGAAGGAUGUCUCGGUCUUCAUCAUGCAUCCGCACGGCAAGGUCAGCGCGAUCCAGGAAGCGCAAAUGACGACCGUCUUGGACGCCAACGUGCACAACUUGGCCGUAGACGGCACGUUCGACGACUGCCAGGACUUUGUUAAAGCCCUCUUCGCGGACCCGGAAAUCAAUAAGACGCACAAGCUCGCAGCUGUGAACUCCAUCAACUGGGCGCGCAUCCUCGCCCAAAUCACCUACUACUUCUACUCGUAUUUCAACCUCAUCCGGCAACAGUCCUUCCUCCCCGCCUCCAAGGUCCGCUUCGUCGUCCCGACGGGCAACUUCGGUGAUAUCCUCGCGGGCUACUUCGCAAAGCGCAUGGGCCUGCCCGCAGAGAAGCUAGUCAUUGCCACCAACGAGAACGACAUCCUGCACCGCUUCUGGUCGUCCGGCAAGUACGAGAAGCACCCGGUGUACGGCAAGGCAGCGGAAGGCGGCCUGCCAGAAGACGGCGUCAAGGCGCACGAGAGCGGCGUAAAAGAGACGCUGAGUCCCGCCAUGGACAUCCUCGUAUCGUCCAACUUCGAGCGCUUGCUCUGGUUCCUAGCCUACGAGGUAUACAGCACGUCCGCAGAUGCGGUGUCCCAGCGCCGCGCGCAGGCCGGUGACCAUGUGAAGAACUGGCUCAACGACUUGAAGUCCAAGGGUGGCUUCGGCGUCGACAAGCAGAUCCUGGCCGCCGCACAGGAAGACUUUUCUUCGUACCGCGUGAGCGACGAGGAGACCAUCGCAACUAUCAAGCAGAUCUACUCCGCGCCUGCGUCCAAGGGCUACGUCCUGGACCCGCACUCCGCCAUCGGCAUUGCGGCGUCGCUGCGCGACACGGAGGUUGCGGGCCCGCCUUCGACGCACCACAUCUCGCUUUCGACUGCGCAUCCUGCCAAGUUCAAUAACGCGGUUGAGCAGGCGUUGCCAGAUGACAAGGCGUAUUUCUUGGAGAAGGUCUUGCCAGAGGAGUUCAAGGGGCUGGAAGACAAGCCGAGGAGAGUGAGCCACGUCAAGAAGUCGGACGGCUGGGAGGGUGUGAGGAAGGUGGUCAUCGCGGAGGUAGAAGCUGAACUGCAAGCUGCAGAUAAGGCAGGGCGGUAG